UAUAUGAUUGGCUGAAGUCGAAAAUGAUAUUCACGCCCAUUUUAGUCUCGUCUAGAACAAGAUCUACUUGACAUUUUGAGAAACUUUCCCUUUGAAAAUAGUUCGAAACAGUGGCUUCCAAGUAGCGGAGAUAUUUGUUGUAGAACCAGUUGUCCGGGAUUUUAUGCACUUCCAUCACCCCUUGCGUCGAGAAAUGUGAUCUAGAUCUAAAUCUCCAUUUUGCUAGAUUCCUGGCUCGGUAGGAAGGUGUACCUGGAGUUUCAGUCUGUAACUUAGCUCGUUUUCCUUUUUCCAGUAAGGCUACCGCGCAGCUUUACUAGAAAUUGGUCAGAGUUGUGUGCGGUGGUCUUACAGUUUCCAAUAGCAUGUUUCCGAGACUGCGCUUUAGGAAGGCAAAAUCUCAAACAGAAGCGAAGGUGCAACGGCCUCCAAAGACUGAGGUAAACAACAUAAGAUCCAAAGCAACAACAGAGAAGGAGGAAUCGGAUGAGACGUCUUCUAAGACAAAAAAACUGUCGCCUUCAGACAAAAUGGGCCAGGCUGUGAGCACAGAAAGAAAUGUAAAGUUUACUAUGGACCUAAGUGAAGUGUCUGAUGAUAUACUGUUUCUCAUCCUAAUCCAUGUUCCUUUUUGGGAACUUAUCACAAACUGUCGGCUUGUGUGUAAGCAAUGGAAGGACGUUGUGGACAGCCAAGCACUUUGGAGGGUGAAAUAUGAACAAGUGCUAAGCAAGAAGCUCCAGACGCGCCUACCAUCCAACACUGAUUGGAAGAAUCUGUUUUACAAACUGUUUGCCAGAAACCUUAUCAAGAAUCCUUGUGGAGAUGAUGGCUUUGAACACUGGAAUGUCGAUCAUGGUGGUGAUGGUUGGGUGAUUGAACGUCAUCAUGGAGAACUGAAGGAAACUUCAUCACCUAACUGCUUUGUAACCUCAUAUGGGUGGUGUUGCAAGGCACAAUGCAUCGACUUGCUUGAAGAAGGAUUUGAAGAGCAUUUCCUUGAUGACUUUCAGCCCGACAUCCUAAUUAAUGACUGGUACGGUUCCCGUCAUGAUUGUGGAGCCAUAUACUUAAUUAAGGUUGACAUUUUAAAUUCUCAAAAGGAGACCAUAAUGACUUUUGAUAAGCAAUUUCCAGAGAUUCCACAGUGGAAUGACAGCUCCUAUCAUAAGGUCCAACAUGUUUUUCGCAACUAUGGGCCUGGAGUGCGCUAUGUUUGCUUCUCACAUAAAGGAAAAGACAAUAAGUUUUGGGCAGGGUACUAUGGAGCUCGGAUUGCCAACAGUACUGUUAAGGUUCUUCCUUAUAAGAGUUAAAAGGAAAUUGUUUAAAAGAAUCUUUAUUUUAAAAAUAUCUUUGUUUUAUGUUGUUCAUAAAAUGUAAUUAUACGUACUUAUUUUGAGUUGUCAGUUUUCAUUUUAUUUAUAUUUUUACAACAAAUAUUAAAAAUUACUUAGAGCUUUAUAGAAUUGAAUAAAGGCAGAGUAUAUGUGAAAUAAAACUGCAACUAACAUUUAUGCAAGCUAAUUAAUAAAUUGAAAAUAAACUCCA
Messenger RNA from Polypterus senegalus (gray bichir), 1551 nucleotides. RefSeq names its product F-box only protein 27-like. Gene Ontology annotation, biological process: glycoprotein catabolic process; SCF-dependent proteasomal ubiquitin-dependent protein catabolic process. Bases 366 to 1316 code for a protein of 316 amino acids. Lineage: Eukaryota; Metazoa; Chordata; Cladistia; Polypteriformes; Polypteridae. The transcript is spliced from 6 exons. The record is from RefSeq and is a predicted model, not a curated record. Gene Ontology annotation, cellular component: cytoplasm; SCF ubiquitin ligase complex. Gene Ontology annotation, molecular function: protein binding; ubiquitin protein ligase activity.